Molecule: messenger RNA, 3307 nt
Organism: Fukomys damarensis (Damara mole-rat)
Lineage: Eukaryota; Metazoa; Chordata; Mammalia; Rodentia; Bathyergidae
Gene: Arhgef1
Product: Rho guanine nucleotide exchange factor 1
Exons: 29
Coding region: 209-2944 (911 amino acids)
Biological process (GO): G protein-coupled receptor signaling pathway
Cellular component (GO): cytoplasm
Molecular function (GO): GTPase activator activity; G protein-coupled receptor binding; guanyl-nucleotide exchange factor activity
Source: RefSeq, a predicted model, not a curated record
GAGUAGAGUCUCCAGGGUAGGAGCCUAGGAGGAGCCUGGCUAGAGCGGCAAGCUGGAGGAGUGGAGCUGGGCGCAAAGGUGGCCUUUCAGGUAGCUAGAGAGACUCGGCGGCGGGGUGGGGAAGUCCGGAGCCCACGAACGGAGGCUUCGGUUCUGGCGGCUGCAGUGGCUUCUCUUCCCACCGGAGCAGCCCUGCGGAGCCCUGGAGAUGGAAGACGUCGCCCCUCGGGCGGCCUCAGGGCUCCCCCGGCCCGGCCUGGUGCCCGUCAGCAUCAUCGGGGCUGAGGACGAGGAUUUUGAGAAUGAGCUGGAGGCGCCCUCAGAGGAGCAAAGCAGCCAGUUCCAGAACGUGGAGCAGGUGAAGCGGCGCCCGGCUCACCUCAUGGCCCUCCUGCAGCAUGUGGCCCUGCAGUUUGAGCCAGCACCCCUGCUCUGCUGCCUGCACGCAGACAUGCUGUGCUCCCUGGGCCCCAAGGAGGCCAAGAAGGCUUUUGUUGACUUCUACCACAGCUUCCUGGACAAGACUGCGGUCCUGCGGGUACCAGUCCCUCCCAGCGUUGCCUUUGAACUCGACCGCACACGGCCUGACCUCCUCUCUGAGGACAUCCAGCGGCGGUUCGUGCAGGAGGUGGUGCAGUUCCAGCAGGCAACGGUGGGCCGGCAGCUGGAGGACUUCCGCUCCAAGCGGCUCAUGGGCAUGACUCUCUGGGAGCAGGAGCUGUCCCAGCUAGAGGCCUGGGUCGGGCGUGACAGAGCCAGCUACGAGGCCCGGGAGCGGCACGUGGCAGAGCGGCUGCUGAGCCACCUGGAGGAGAUGCAACAUACGAUCUCGAGCGAUGAAGACAAGAGUGCUGCUGUGGUCACCGCCAUCAGCCUGUACAUGCGCCACCUUGGGGUCCGGACCAAGAGUGGGGAUAAGAAGUCCGGGAGGAAUUUCUUCCGGAAAAAGGUGAUGGGCAACCGGCGGUCAGAUGAGCCUCCCAAGACCAAGAAAGGACUGAGCAGUAUCCUGGAUGCUGCCCGCUGGAACCGGGGAGAAAACCAGGCUCCAGAUUUUCGACACCUCAAAAGCGAGGUUGAUGCUGAGAAGCCGGGCCCUACAGACCGGAAGGGAGGACUGGGGAUCUCCUCUCGGGACCGGAACCCAGGGACUCCUGGCCCAGACACCUCUGGAGUGUCUCUGCACCCUCUUUCUGGGGACUGCCCAGAACGGGAACCUGGUGUUGAUGCCCCACUGGAACUGGGGGACCCACCCUCACAGGGCCCGAUAAGCCUGGAACCCUUGGUGCCCCCGGAGAGCACAGAAGAGGGUGCUGAGACGGAGAGCCCAGAGCCUGGCGACGAGGGAGAGCCGGGGCGGUCAGGACUGGAGCUGGAGCCAGAGGAGCCCCCUGGCUGGCGGGAGCUCGUCCCUCCGGACACCCUGCUCAGCCUGCCCAAGAGCCAGGUGAAGCGGCAGGAGGUCAUCAGUGAGCUGCUGGUGACAGAGGCGGCCCACGUGCGCAUGCUGCGGGUGCUGCACGACCUCUUCUACCAGCCCAUCGCAGAAGGAGGUUUCUUCCUCCUAGAGGAGCUGCAGAACAUCUUCCCCAGCCUGGACGAGCUCAUCGAGGUGCACUCCCUAUUCCUGGAUCGUCUGAUGAAGCGGAGACAGGAAAGUGGCUACCUCAUUGAGGAGAUUGGAGAUGUACUGCUGGCCCGGUUUGAUGGUGCUGAGGGCUCCUGGUUCCAGAAAAUCUCCUCCCGCUUCUGCAGCCGCCAGUCAUUUGCCUUAGAGCAGCUCAAAGCCAAACAGCGGAAGGACCCUCGCUUCUGUGCCUUUGUGCAGGAAGCUGAGAGCCGCCCGCGGUGCCGCCGCCUGCAGCUGAAGGACAUGAUUCCCACUGAGAUGCAGCGGCUGACCAAGUACCCCUUGCUGCUACAGAGCAUCGGGCAGAACACAGAAGAGCCCAAGGAGCGAGAGAAAGUGGAACAGGCGGCUGAGUGCUGCCGGCUGAUCCUACACCACGUCAACCAAGCCGUGCGUGACACGGAGGACCUGCUGCGGCUCAGGGAUUACCAGCGGCGCCUGGACUUGUCCCACCUCCGGCAGAGCAAUGACCCCAUGCUGAGUGAAUUCAAGAACCUGGACAUCACCAAGAAGAAGUUGGUCCAUGAGGGCCCCCUGACGUGGCGGGUGACCAAGGACAAGGCUGUAGAGGUCCACGUGCUGCUGUUGGACGACCUGCUGCUGCUGCUCCAGCGCCAAGAUGAACGGCUGCUGCUCAAGUCACACAGCCGGACGCUGACGCCCACACCCGACGGCAAGACCAUGCUGCGGCCGGUGCUGCGGCUCACUUCUGCCAUGACCCGGGAGGUGGCCACCGAUCACAAAGCUUUCUACGUCAUUUUUACCUGGGACCAGGAGGCCCAGAUAUACGAGCUGGUAGCACAGACGGUGUCAGAGCGGAAGAACUGGUGUGCCCUCAUCACUGAGACUGCUGGAUCCCUGAAAGUCCCUGCCCCUGCCUCACGCCCAAAGCCCCGGCCCAGCCCAAGCAGCACCCGAGAACCCUUGCUCAGCAGCUCUGAGAACGGCAACGGUGGCCGAGAGGUGCCUCCAGCCGAUGCCCAGACUGAGAGAAUCCUCAGCGACCUCCUGCCCUUCUGCAGACCAGGCCCCGAGGGGCAGCUCGCUGCCACGGCCCUACGGAAAGUGCUGUCCCUGAAGCAGCUCCUGUUGCCCACGGAGGAAGACAGCGGGGCGGGGCCUCCCCGUGAAGGGGAUGGGGUACCAGGUGGUGGCCCCUUGGGCCCUGCGCAGAUCCAGGAAAUUCAGGAGAACCUGCUCAGCCUGGAGGAGGCCGUAAAGCAGCUGGAGGAGUUGGAGGAGGAAUUCUGCCGCCUGCGGCCCCUCCUGGCUCAGCUUGGGGGGAACCCUGUCCCCCAGCCUGGCUGCACAUGAGGCUGCUGCCUGUGCAGGCCUUCCCAAAGGAAGAGACGAACAGGGGAGAGGACGUGAGGGGGCCCCCCACCCCCACCGCUGCAGCAGCAUCUCACACCCCAAGGGCCUGAAGAGAGGGAGCCAGGCUGCCGGGCCGCUGCGGUCCCUGCCUCCUGCACCAGCCUCACCCGGCCUGCUCUCCCUCCUGCCUUCUGCUUGGGGGACUCAGGGCUUCAUCGCAGGGGUUCCACCACGACCCCCAUCUCCCUGGCCAUCUCAGUAUUGCUUGUGGGGGCCACCCCUCCAUCCCCUACCCCAAGUGCCUUUGCUGUUUUUAUACCCUGAAUUGGAGGUUUAUUUUUUAAUAUAUAUUAUCUAAGGAGA